Molecule: messenger RNA, 934 nt
Organism: Alosa sapidissima (American shad)
Lineage: Eukaryota; Metazoa; Chordata; Actinopteri; Clupeiformes; Clupeidae
Gene: gpx9
Product: glutathione peroxidase 9
Exons: 5
Biological process (GO): response to oxidative stress
Molecular function (GO): glutathione peroxidase activity
Source: RefSeq, a predicted model, not a curated record
AUCCCCAACACAGAAGGCUAUAACUGUUAUCCACCCAUAAAGGAACUUUUUUGGAUGACUUUGGUCAUGUAUACCUGUCCUUUGAAAAGCACAAGGGUAGAUGCAUGACCAAUAGGAUUCACAUACCUAUGCAAACGCCGAACAAAUAAUUAGCCUGUCAACUCACCCCUGGACACAGGCACAAUGGAACCAGCCAUGCAGAACAAUUGCUGAGCCAAGAGUAAUGGCACAUUGAAAGAAGUGAGUCAAACAAGGCAACAGCGGUCCACCACCAAGUAAUCAUCGUUGAUUUACAGCCAAUAGGCUCAUUUGUGUGAUUAUGGAAGGGAAAUCAAUCUAUGACUUUGCUAUGGAGACCCUGGAUGGCAAAACUAUAUCACUUAACAAUUAUAGGGGCAAAGUGAUCCUUGUUGUUAAUCUGGCAACUUUCUGAGGGUCAACCAUUGAGGAGUACCACAGACUGAAUGCACUGAUGAAUAUGUUUGGUGACCUCAAAUUCGUUAUCCUUGGAUUCCCAUGCAAUCAGUUUGGCCUACAAUCCCCGGAGGUAAACCAUGAGACCCUUAAUGUCAUCAAGCAUGUAAGACCUGGUGGAUGCUUUGUCCCAAAGUUCCCCAUAUUUGGAAAGAUUGAAGUUAAUGGAUUAAAUGAAGAGCCUCUUUUCACCUAUCUCAAGGGAACAUUGCCUUAUGUCAAUCCUGUCAUAGGAGACAUAAAGAAAUUCUACUGGUCUCCUAUUAAAGUCAACGACAUUAGGUGGAAUUUUGAGAAGUUCCUCAUCACAGCUAAUGGUGUGCCAUUCAAAAGGUAUGAGCUACACAGCCCCAUAGAAGAGCUGGAAAAGGACAUAGCAGGGUUGCUGUGAAUGUUUUUUCCUCAUCGCCACCACAUUCCACCACCUUAACAGGAUAUGACUCUCACCAAGGGGGGCAGA